This is a messenger RNA of Perca fluviatilis (European perch), 2478 nucleotides long. It is a transcript of the gene hsd17b12b, whose product is annotated as hydroxysteroid (17-beta) dehydrogenase 12b. NCBI's taxonomy places the organism in Eukaryota, Metazoa, Chordata, Actinopteri, Perciformes, Percidae. The coding region runs from base 180 to 1130 and encodes 316 amino acids. Gene Ontology annotation, cellular component: endoplasmic reticulum. The record is from RefSeq and is a predicted model, not a curated record. Gene Ontology annotation, molecular function: oxidoreductase activity. The transcript is spliced from 11 exons.
ACCAAGCGCUGACGCGGAAGUGUCUAACGCGGAAGCAACAGAGACUCCCUUUUUAUUGUUUGACGCAUGCAUUUGCACUUCGGGCACUUCUUAUAACGUGAAUACAGAUAUUAAAACUCCAGGCGUUUACAUCAUUAUAUAAUAACAGACAGAGGUGUGUGUGUGCGUGGUGUACAGGUAUGUGGACCGGCGGAGAAGCAGUGUUACGAGCCGUGCAGACGCCGCUGCUGUGGCUCGGUGCCCUGACCGCGGCCUGGCUGUCCGUGUGCUCCGUGUGCCGGCUGCUCUCCGGGAUCAGGGUGUGGGUGCUGGGCAACGGACGGCUCGUGUCCCCCACCAAACUGGGAAAAUGGGCAGUUGUGACAGGAGCCACAGAUGGGAUUGGGAAAGCUUAUGCAGAGGAGCUUGCCCGCAGAGGCUUUGCCAUUGUGCUGAUCAGCCGCUCUCAGGAGAAGCUGGAUGACGUAUCCAAGGCGAUCGCAAGCAAAUGUGGUGUGGAGACCAAAACGAUUGCAGCUGACUUUAGCGCUGUAGAUAUCUACUCUAAGAUUGAAGACGGACUUGCAGGACUGGAGAUUGGAGCAUUGGUGAACAAUGUUGGAAUAUCCUAUUCAUACCCGGAAUUCUUCCUCAACGUCCCCAAUCUUGACACUUUCAUCGACACCAUGGUCAACAUUAACAUAACAUCAGUGUGCCAGAUGACGCGUCUUGUUUUACCUCGUAUGGUGGAGAGGCAGAGGGGGGCCAUCCUCAACAUCUCAUCUGCCAGUGGGAUGUACCCUGUUCCCCUUCUUACUGUCUACUCUGCCUCCAAGGCAUUUGUGGACUUCUUUUCACGAGGACUGCAAGCUGAAUACAAGAGCAAAGGCAUCAUCAUCCAGAGUGUUCUGCCAUUUUUUGUUGCAACCAAGCUGAGUAAAAUUCGGCGGGCUACGCUGGACAAGCCCAGUCCAGAGCGCUACGUUUCAGCUGAGCUCAACACCGUGGGGCUACAGACCCAGACCAAUGGCUACCUGCCCCAUGCCAUUAUGGUAAGUCUGGGGCUGGGUGACUACAGCUCUGCUCCCGGCCAAGAUCCUCAACAGCCACGUGAUGGCCAUGGGUUUGUCCCAGCGCGCUCGUUACCUUAAGAAGCAGAAGCAGGGUUAGAUGGAUCUGCUGUGGCAGCAGACAGACAGAGGGGACCAGCUGUGCUAACGACGCGUCCCACUACCAUCAUAACGGACCUAGAAGAGAAAAUGUGAAUUUUGGGCAACCUCUCUCGUUUCCCUCCCAGUCAUAGAUGAUGCGAGGCAGCAUCUGGCCACAUUUGACGUUAACAUGUAUUCUAUCCAAACAGUUAUGUGAAAAAAAACAAAGAAAAAACAAAGUGGUGCUCUUCAUCAAGUGAACAGCUUUAAUGAAUACUAGUGUGGAAAACUAAAAACGAUUCCCAAAACUAUCCAAAACGUCUGCAAAACAUGAUUGAAAAUGGAGCCUAGAUGAUGAGGGAAGGAUACAGAUCAUUUGGAUGUAGAUUUGUACAUGUGGGUGUAUGUUUGGGCCUCCUGUGAGUAUGUGGACCAGCUUUUAGCGAUGUUGACUACUGUAUUACAGCACUGGAUAUGGUUCUUACUUACUGUUAACACUAAGCAAUUUUUAUUAAGAUUUGAAAAAAAAUGUUUUUUUUGUGACAUUAAUAGCUUCCUUCCUCAUUCUUCCUCACCUUUUCAUUUAAUAUCCGUUUCAGAGCAAUCAGAGUUUUUUGUCACUAUUUCCGAUGUUUAUAUUUUCUCAAUAAUGUUUGUGAAGGCGACCGCAUGUUUAAUUUCAAACCAAACCACAUUUCAUCUGUAAAAAAAAAUGAUGGAGGAGGCUCUGUAGAUGAAUAACCGGCACAGAGGGAAAAAUGUUGGCAGAAUAUGAAAAUGGGUGUUUUGUUUACAAACUUAAGUUGAUUUCCAAAUCCAUUCUUUUCGACUGUGGUUAUUGUUUGGCACGACUUUAUAUACUGAAAUUCUUCAAAUUCUCUCAGAAAUACACCUGAUCCUGGUAUGGUUUGUUUGUUUGUGUCUGUAAGUGUGCCACAUUACUAACAAUAUUUUCCCCUGUAUUGUUGGCUUUACUAAAAUAUUAAACCAAACCAAAAGUUGAGACAAACCAUUAACCUAGUGUAAACUGCUGCAUUUCUUUGACUUUCUCUUUUGAAAACUACAUGUAUGUUGAGUUUGCUCAUACAGUAGAGGCUAAUGUUGUCGUUGGUUUGCUCAGAUAUCAGCUUUCACUUCCCAUUUCACUCUUAAUAACUCUAUAGGUGCAGAAGCAGGGGACCAACUUGAGUUCUAAGUGCUUUGCUCAAGGGUAAAUGCAUUAGGUAUUAAGCAUGUUCCUAACACCUGGGAUGCAUUUAGUUUGGGGUGAAAGCAGAGCACACCAGAACCCCUGGAGAACUACAAUGCAUUUGUCCUUCCAGCCAUCAAUAAAUAUCGGUUCAAAUAA